Messenger RNA from Chelonus insularis, 2529 nucleotides. Its product is annotated as adipocyte plasma membrane-associated protein-like. Bases 472 to 2259 code for a protein of 595 amino acids. The record is from RefSeq and is a predicted model, not a curated record. The transcript is spliced from 6 exons. Gene Ontology annotation, biological process: biosynthetic process. Gene Ontology annotation, cellular component: endomembrane system. NCBI's taxonomy places the organism in Eukaryota, Metazoa, Arthropoda, Insecta, Hymenoptera, Braconidae. Gene Ontology annotation, molecular function: strictosidine synthase activity; hydrolase activity.
AAUUAUUCAGAAGCUUAUCAAGUUGAUAAAAAAUUAUUUUUUGAAUAACAAAGUACGAAAGUGUUCAAAGUUAUUGCUCUGUGUCACUGUUUUUUAUCGUACGUUUACAUGUUUGAUAGCGCAUGUUGAAGAUAACCCAUCAUCAGCAUAAUUGGAGUCUGAGUGAGGUCAUCGGUCGUCAGGGAACCAGAAACAACCGUUAAGUCUUGGUCUCAUGCACACAAUCAUCUUGUCUGAAUCGUCUUUAUUCUCAUUUAUAUUUUAUUCCACAUCACAGUCAGCUAACGAAUCUUAACAGUUCACACUACGGUCAAUCUCUAUCAGAGAUUGGCAGAAGUUAAAUAAGUGGGAUAAGAUCAAGAUUACUCCAAAUUCCAAGGACAACGAAUUUAUCAAAAAAGAAUAUUAAGGUUGCAGUUGUAAGGUAACAUAUUUCCUUUGACGUGGAAUAUUCAACUCCAAAAUUCCACAAUGGGUUAUCUCAAGUCAUUGGCUACAGGAUUCGUAUAUGUUUGCACAUUUUUAGCAGCAAUAACAUUUAUUCCUGGUCUUCCCCCUAAUGUAGACUUUACUCCUUACGAAUUCAAACUACCCGUAGCAACUUCAGAAGGAGUAAAUCACAUGCUAGAUCAAGCAGAAAAAUUAUUUGAAGGUAAAGUUAAAGGGCCUGAAGCAUUUGAUUCUUAUGAUGGUGUUUUGUAUACUACCGUGCACGGAGGUGCAGUAAGUAAAAUCGUUGGGAAUAAAAUAGUAGAAGUUGCGCACUUUGGCAAAAAAUGCGAUGGCUUGUGGGAAGAAGAGAAAUGUGGUAGACCAUUGGGUUUGAGGUUUGAUAAACACGGGAAGCUCUUUGUAGUUGAUACGUAUUAUGGAAUAUUUAAGGUUGAUGUGAAGACUGGAAAAUAUGAAAAAGUAAUUGAUAUCUCUCAACCAAUCGAUGGAAAAAUACCGAUGGUACCAAACUCAAUUGAUGUUGCUAAGAAUGGUGAUCUCUAUUGGACUGAUUCUAGUACAGAGUACAAACUUUAUGAUGGAAUUUUUAUAAUGCUCAGCAAUCCAAGUGGAAGACUGAUCCGUUAUAACGCAGCAACGAAGAAAAAUGAAGUGUUAUUGAAAGAUCUUGGAUUUGCAAAUGGUGUUAAACUUAGUAAAGAUGAAAGCUUUGUAAUUGUUGCUGAAAUAAUGACUUCAAGAAUAAUUAAAUAUUAUUUGAAAGGGCCAAAAGCUGGUAAAAGUGAAAUUUUCAUUGAAGGAUUACCGGGAAUGCCCGACAAUAUUGAGCCAGAUGGUGAAGGUAACUUUUUCAUCAGCUUAGUUGUUUAUGCUGAUGAAGAACACCCACAAAUUCCCCAAUCUCUUGCGCCUCAUUCAAACAUCAGGAAGAUGCUUGUACGAUUAUUAACUUUAAUUGAAGCUCCAUUCAAGUUCUUUGAACAGACAUAUCCUAAUUAUUACACCAAACGAAUAAUUCAUUGGAUUGGCCACUUUGAAAGCAUGAACUUCAUGAUGACACCGAAGACAACAGUUUUACGAGUUAGUCCAGAUGGAAAAGUUUUGAAUACUCUUGAUAAUACUAAUGAACAAAUAUUUGGCAUCUCUUCUGCAUAUCCUUUUGGUGAUUACCUUUGGCUUGGAAGCCCAUUUAAUGAUUAUAUCGGUCGAGUUAAUCUAGAUAAAGUAGUUCCCGGACUUAAAGGUAUUAAAGCCGAGCCCAAAGUCAACAAAGCAUCAGUGAAAGAAGAAAAACCAGUAGUUAAACAAACCCCGAAACCAAUGACCACAACACCUAAACCAACUACUACAACACCAAGACCAACCACUACGACUCCAAAACCAACCACUACAACACCAAGACCAACCACUACGACUCCAAAACCAACCACUACAACACCAAGACCAACUACUACAACUCCAAAACCGACUACUACGACUCCAAAACCAACAACUACAACUACAACUCCAAGACCAACCACGACGACUCCAAAACCAACUACAACAUCAAGACCAACUACUACAACACCAAAACCAGCAGCUAAGCCAGCUACAACGACCACGACACCGAAACCAACAACUGCUCCAAAGCCAAAAACAACGACUACAGCUGCUCCUCCAAAAGCCGUACCUAAGCCAGUUCAAGAUAAGCUAAAAGAGCAGCCUAAGGCAAAAGUAGAGCCUGUGAAGAAACCUACUGUUAAACCAGUAAAAGAAGAAUUUGUUGAAGAUGCGCCAAAAAAACGAACCGUCAGAGAUGAGAUGUAAUUUUAUUACUUGAUAAUUCCAAAUAUUUUUUUGCAAUGAAUCCAACAUAUAAAGAAAACAAAUACUAUCUCAGAAAGUCUGAGACUUUGUUUUUUUUCUUAUUAAAUAAGAAAAUAAAACGUCGAGAAGUGAAGAUAAAGAUGGAGCAUUUUUAAAUGUCAUUGAAGGACGAGUUAAUGAGGUAUAAUAAAUAAAAUGUUCAAAUAUUUAUGUAACAUUUUUCAUAAUUAGUUGUUAAAUAUUAAUAUUAAUUAUAAACAUUCCAUAAUA